This is a messenger RNA of Monoraphidium neglectum, 741 nucleotides long. Its product is annotated as agmatine deiminase. Gene Ontology annotation, molecular function: agmatine deiminase activity; protein-arginine deiminase activity. Gene Ontology annotation, biological process: putrescine biosynthetic process. The transcript has 5 exons. The record is from RefSeq and is a predicted model, not a curated record. Bases 1 to 741 code for a protein of 246 amino acids. Lineage: Eukaryota; Viridiplantae; Chlorophyta; Chlorophyceae; Sphaeropleales; Selenastraceae.
AUGCAGCCGGCUCAGCAGGCCCUAGUGGGCCAGAUCCGGCUGCUCGGCCGCGGAGGCGCGCGUGCGUUUGGGUCCGCCGCCGCAGCGUCCGCAUCCAUCACGCUGCCAAACGGCAAAUCGCUCGAACUGGCCGACGGGGACAUCAAGCUGACCAUGCCGGCCGAGUGGGCGCCGCACGUGGGCACUUGGAUGGCGUGGCCCAAAAGAUAUGACGUGUGGCGCAGUGGCGCGGGGCCGGCGCGCGCGGCGUUCACAGAGGUCAUCAAAGCGAUCUCACAAUUUGAACCGGUGACCGUGAUCGCGGCCCCCGAGCUGUGGUCGGACGCGCGCGCUGCGCUGCCAGAUCAUGUGAGGGUGAUCGAGAUGACUCACGAUGACUCGUGGCUGCGGGACAGUGGCCCCACGGUGGUCCUCGGGGAGAUCAGCAGCUGCCCAAGGCCGCCCAUAAGGACCGCCGUGGGCGUUGAUUGGAAGUUCAACGGGUGGGGGGACCUGUACGGAAGCUACGAGCUGGACAAGAAGGUGGCCCAGAAGCUGUGCGCCGCCGAGAAGCUGCCAUACGUCACAGUGGACAUGGUGCUGGAGGGGGGCAGCAUCCACGUUGACGGGGAGGGGACCAUGCUGACGACCGAGGAGUGUCUGCUGAACCCCAACCGAAACCCGUCGAUGACUAAAGACGAGAUCGAGGCGGAGCUGAAGCGGUACACCGGCGUCUCAAAAGUGAUCUGGCUGCCGAAGUGA